UGCAGCCGCUCGGCAGGCACGAGCCGGGGGCCUUCCUCCCCGCCCGAGCUGCUGAGGAGGGAGGCCUCUUCUGCCCUGGGUCCUGCCUCUGCGCGGCGGGGUCCGGCCCUCCAGAGCCUGGACGGUGGUCUGUGGGAGCCGUGCCUGGCGUCGCUCCCUGUUGAGGAGGUUUUGCAGCGGACAGCAAGUGGAAGCGUCCUGUAAAAAUGUUCUUUGUCACAGUAGUUCUAGUUUCUUAGGUAGUUCCUGGUAGAGGCAUAGGCCUGAAAUUAAUUGUAUAUCUGGUACUGGUUAUUAUAGAAGCUUUUGUUGAUUAACUCUGGGUUUUUACAUCGCUGUAAGCUGGUAUUGCUGUCCAGUCCAUUCAUUCUUACCCUCUUCUGUUCCUUUUCUCCUACACAAAUGUUGAUGAGGCUCCACGACGUGCCAUUCUGGGGAGCUGAGCUGAGGGUGUAGCUCUGCAGCAGCCUUGGCCACAGACGCUGCUGCUGUCUUACUUUCCUUUCUACACUGGCUGUGGUUUCUCAUCCCCUGUCUUGCCCCACUUUCACAGUCUUUGGAGCUUUUGCUGAGCCAUCUACAAGGAAAUCUAGGCUAGUGAAUCAGUGAGUGGUUUUCUGUAUGGUUAGGUGUCUGAGCCUGUUCAGGAAAGAGCCAAGUUAAACAUUCUAAUGGAUUCAGGGGAGGAUGUAGAAGACACCUAGGAGGACGUUAACUAGUGGAUAGAUUGGCUUGGGCUACUGUCGGUCAGCUGUCAAAGUUUAAACUUUUUUUUUUUUUUUCAGUUCAGUGUUAAAACAGGUCAGUUACCUGGUACGAUACAUCAAGUGGCUGUAGAAUGGGCUUGUGCUGUCACAGUUGAAGGGCCAUAAUAAAGCAGUGAAAAGAAGCUGAAGGAGGGAAGUGUUACAUGUCUUGCUGAUCAGAAAACUGUUUCUGAAUUGCUUGGUCAAACUACGUAUAUAUGUAGUAAAAUCUAAAAAGGUUGAAGCUGUGGAGAGCAUGGGUUAUGAUAUUGAGCGUUUCGUUGGCUACGUUAAUGAAGGGCUGUUAUGCUCCAUCUGCCGUGAUGUGUUAGAAGAUCCGUUACAGGCUCCUUGUGAACAUGCUUUCUGUACCACUUGUAUACAUGGAUGGCUCGUUCAUCACAGCAACUGCCCUGAAGACAGACAAAUGAUUGAUGUAUCUUUGUUACGACCUCUCUACAGAUAUAUGAAAAAUGAUUUAAACCGUCUUCAGCUACAUUGCAAAAACAGAGAGUAUGGCUGUGAAAUGGUUUGUUCUCUGGAGUCUAUAGACAGGCAUGAAAGGGAGUGUGAAUACAGUCAGAUACCUUGCUCCAAUGCCGUAUGCUACGCACAAGAUCAACCAAUGAUCAGGAAAACAAGGUUACUUUCCAUCUCACCCACAUCUCUUAUUACGUGGGUUUGGACCCUUUUUCUUAAAUUUGGUUGUACAGUUCAGAUUGAACGGCGUAACUUAGAUGGUCACCUGGCAGUGUGUGAAUAUCGGAGCCGCGAGUGCCCCAACGGUUGUGGUUACACCAUUCUCAGUGCGGAAGACACACAGCAUAAUUGUGUGGCAGAGCUAAGAACCGAGCUAGAACUACUUCGGUCAGAAAUGAUCUGCAGAGUGGAGGAGGCAAAACAUGAGAUGGAGUCAAGGUUAGAUUCACAGAGAAGGCAUAUGGUCCAAAAAGAGAGUAUUCUGCAAAAUGAAAUUGAAGAACUAAAGAGUCAGAUGUCACGGAUGAUGUCAGAUGUACGCUCACUGAUGGCUGCAGAGAGACAGCACCGUCAAGAGCUGGAGCAGGCAGAGCUGGAAAAACGGGAAUUAAUGGAGCUGCUGAGGGGGCUGCAGAAGGACUGUCGAUUAACUACUACAGAAGGAAGCAGGAAGCCAACAAAUUUCCGCCCUCUAGCACGACUAGAGAGCGUAAAACGAAAACCUAGGGAAGUUACAGUUAUCUAAAGAGAAGUAAGCACAAAAACCAUUUUUGUCUCAUUUCUGUGACCAUCUGGCAAACUUUUCUAGUGUCUAUGAAUGAUUGGUAAACUGUACAUCAUUUCUGAUUUACUCGCUUUCUUUUUAAAUCUAGAUUACCACUUUAUUUCCUCUUGGGGCAUAAAAACAAACCGGGGAAUUUUCUCUUGGGGAACACUGAAAGCUAGAGCCUUUUGAAGUCAAAGAUGCUUAAAGGAUGUUUCCUUCCCGGUCCGUUACAGUCCGUUUAAAGUCUAGUUUGUGCUUAGACUUGAAACAGAAGGAACUUGUGAUCAUCAGUAAUGAUAUUUGGGAUGUACUUAAUUUGGGGAAAAGUCAGUAAUAGAAUUAGCAAGUCAUUAAUAGAAAUUUAAUGGAUUUUGUUUGUUUAUAGUCUGUAGAAGGUCUAUUUCAAAGGUGGAAAGAAAGCACUUUAAAUUGUAAUUCUACUGCUCUGUAACAGCUUCAGGUGAGGUUGACUUUUACUUUAGAGCUUCUCUAAUUCCCCAGGCUGAUAACGCACUUAAGAGACUAAUAGCAAAGCCCGAGGUAACAGAGUCAUCUAAAACCUUUUAAAUAGAUGUGUGAGUAACUUGGAGUUUGUGGGAGGGGAUCUGCAUUUUAUUUAACAUUUUGAAGCUUUCCUAUGUGAAAGUUUCAACUAUUUCUUCUGGCCUUAAGACCAGCCCAUUCGGUACUCAGUAUCUUUAAAGCAUAUAUAAAUACCUUGAGUAUCGUUAAUUUUCUUUUGGCAGGUUUCAGGUUACUUGGACAUCAAUAUCCACAACAGACGAAUACUUGCACAGUCACUUGGACUUGGGAUAUUUUUAUUAGUACUCAAGUUUGCAACGGUGUGAGAGCUAGGAUUUUUUAACAGACCCACAAAUACUGAAGGGGGCAUUUAUCUGUAGGGACUGCAUGAGAAAUCUGUUCAAAGACUUUGCUCUAAACUUCUCACACAGCCUGUUCAUGGUGGUUUCAGUGCUACAAUUAAGCCAUAUUUUGUCCUCUGUUGCAGCUCUUCAGUGGAGUAACUAGGGGAGAACCUGGCCUCCUGUUUACUGAAUGUGCUAAAUCAGUUUUGAACUUUCAGGACAAUGUGUGCAGGUGCAACAGUCUGAAUAAGCUAAUUUUAUACUUUAGAAAGCAAAAACAUUACUGUGCAUGCCUUGCUGUUGCUCAGAGCAAUGCUUUUACAGCUAACAGCAUAACCAAAGAGAGAGGCAGCAACUUUCUUUAGCGCAUACUCUGCAUCAUGAAGGCUUGCAGUCAGAGCUGUCUUACUUUCAGGCAUUAAUAAACCCUUCUAACUUGCUGUUUCUUUAGUACCACUGAAGCAGAUGUGCACACGUUCAGGUCUUGUGCAUUUAAAAACUGACAGAAAUAACUCUUCUGUAAAAGGCUGGAGGGUUUUUUUUUUUUCUGAAGGAAAACAUUCAUAGGAAGAGUUAUAUCCAAAUACUUGUUUUCAGUCUUUAUAUUCUAGAUUAAAUUACAAUCAUUGGGAGUAUUUAGGUCGCUAUAGCAGUCUCACCAACUCAUGACACAGGGCAUCUCUUCAGCAUCCAUAUUUAACAAUCUGAAACAGUAAAACAGUAACUAUAAUUUGGGAAGACCUUCAUUCACACUAAACACUCAGUAGUCAAUUCAUGUACAUCAGUGUGCAUAUUAAAGCUGUCGGUAGAAAGUGAGAGUGCUUUUAUUAUCUUUGGUUCUAAAUAAGCAAGCUGUUGGUGUCUGUGCUCGGUGUCUGUUUCCACGUUCACACUAAUUUUGAAGCUUCUUGGCAACACCAGAUUUCACGCUAUUAGAAUCGAUAUAUUUUCAGGAUGUGCUUUUCUGUGUACUGUAACUGUGUGGUUCUGUGAUGUGACUUUAUCUACUUCGCUUCGUGUGGAAGAAGAAAAUUCCUUCAAAAUCCUAUAGAACUCGGAUGAGCUGGAUCACCUUUCCCAAGUUGGAGGGCAGUAAUGGUCACCCAGUCUUUCCCAUUCUGACCACAGAAAAAAGCAAGUUGUUAGCUCUGUGCUUUCUCCAUAAUGGGAUCUUUGCAUUUGCUCGUUUCAGGAAUUUCACCCACUUAUUUAUGACCAAAUUCCUUCUAGUAUAGGAAAUAGGGUUUAUUAACAUUUACUUAGCAUUUGGUCUGCUCUCUGUCCCCCAAGUGACAGGCAUGAAACUGCACGAGAGAGCCCGUCCUGGGUGGCAAGGACGGCCUUCCUGCUGCGCAAUCUGUGUGGCUUCUGGCUGCCAGCUCUGGAGAGUCCGAACUUCCAGUGUUGAAAUGUGGCAACGCUUUGGGCCCACCGGCUGCUGCAGUGACCUGUUAGCUUGGGUUUCCUUGAGCAGCGAAGGAGCCCUUGCGAAUGGGCGCGAUCCAGCAAAUGGCAUCAGCUCUCUCCCGUUACUUCAUGCUCAAUCCCAUUCCUCAGUGUUGGUAACUGUUCCGCGCUUAAGAUUUUCCUCCGCUAAUGAACCACUCACAGGCCAGCGUAUGCUUAAGUAAGGUCAUCGUUUUACCCAUCUUAAAAUGAACUAGGCUAAAAUCAAAUAGCCCAUCAUGUUGGUAUUUUGUCUAGUUUUAGCUUUUCCAGCUUCAUGUAUUACACGGCUCUUAACCACUGGCAGAAGCAAGGAUGUUUUCUUUUUUCUUUCUUUCUUUCAAAUUAUCUGUUCAUCCUUUUUAUAAAAACUAAGGGUCCAAAUACUGCAGUGGACUUGGUGUAAGAGCAGACACUUGGAAAUGCUGCUUCCCUGGUCCUGAUCAUACCUUAGGAUUAUAGGAGCAAUGCCGCUACAAGUGCAUUAGGGAGGGUUCUGGCACUGAAUGGCUGGUGUUGGUGUUCUCAUACGCAAGGGCGCUUCCAUCAAUCCCAUCCCCUCACAGGCAGAACUGUGCUGAGCGCAAGCUGAGCGGUUCCUCAGGUGGACCAGAAACUGUGCAAGGAGUUGUAUUUUUCGUUGCUUCUUAAAAGCCCUUUGCAGCUGGAAAAGGGAGAGCAAAGACUCUGGAGCGGGGAGGGUGGAGAGAAGGAGUAAGCGGGGUCCGAGCGUCCUCCCUCGGCCCGCGAGCAGCAGUGCCCGCCUGGGCCCCAGCUGGCUUACCGGUGUGAACUGCCACAAUUAACACAGCGCUACAAUUAAAAGGAGGUUACAUCUUCAGCCACCAGUAAGUGGGUACCAAAUGUAAUAGUACCAAAACUGGGAGAUUCGCAAACAAAACGUGGCGAGUAGGCUGUUAAGUAACGUAUGUGAGAUUGCAAGGUGUCACAGGGGGUUGAGCAAAUCCUUAUCCUGCAUUAAGUUGGGUGAAAAAAGAAUAACAGUAAGGACAUAUUUAGAGUAAUUAAGAUUUUAAAGCGCAGGGUGAGUUUGUCUUUGAAAGAAAAACCAACAUUUACAUAUUUAUUCUGAAGACCCAAGAGGCCAAUUACAAAUCCACGUGAACUAGUUCUCCACUUAAGAAGUCAAAUUCAAAACAAAAUACUGCUUCCUCCCUUUCCUUCAGCAUUAAAGCUGCGUUCCCUGUUUGCCUGCACUCCCCUCAAGGCAAGAAAUUGGUGGUGGUGGCGGCCAGUAUGGACCGUCGCUGCCGGGGUUACUUUAUUCGGAACGGGAGCAGUGAUUUUGGGGGAGGGCUUCUGACAGGUUCAGACGAGAUUCAGCAAAAGGCCUGGAACUGAGAAUCGUGCGUCUGAGUCAGGUGCAGGAGGGGCAAGGAACAAUUUUGCUGGACUCCCUCAGUAAGGUGGCAGGUUUUAAUUAGCAUGAUUUUAGUAGUAGAUUAACAGUCUCCUAUGAGAUAAAUUAAUUUAAUAGCACAUGUAUACAAGAGUUAUAGUCGAAAAGGAACACCUAAUAAAGUGAAGUAUUUUGACAGGCCAAAAGUGGGUUUCUUUAUCUCAGACGUUCUUAGGUGGUUUUAAGAAGUUUAGCGUGUUAAUAGAGCCCAGGUGGCAAACAGUUCCUAACCGCGAGGGAAGUGGGUGGCCUUGCAAAUCACGUUUUCCAGGUGCUGUCCUCGUGGAUGCUUCUGGCGUGGUGCUCUUCCACAGCCCCGCUACGGAGGAGCGCGGGGUGGUUUCACAGGAGCAGCGCUGGCCUUGCCUUGCUGCCACAUGGCGCAUCGGCUGGCGUGCGGUGGGUCAGGGAGACUUUGCCACAUCGACAGAUGCCUUUAUAAAGACCUACAAUUCUAUGCAACUUUCUAUGAGCAAAUAAACGUCGAACUGUCUUCCAGCAUUAUGGUUCACUGCCGAUCUACUUACAUUUUCUACCUUUAUAUACACAAAGACAAAACAGUGCUUAACAGACCUUAAUCUCUAGUCUGUAAAAGAAACAAUUAACGUUAUUUGUAUGACUUUGAAGUACACUUUGUAUAAAAGUUGAACUAAUAAAGGGUCUAUGCCACAGUUAACGCAGUUUGGUUCCCUUCUUUCUGUUGGGGAGUUUAGUGUCACCUUUCUAUCAGGUGAAAUAGCGCACAGGAGGUGCUGGCUGCGCAGCGCAGGAAGCUGUGCAUGAACGGCACGGCAGGGCCAGCGCGGUGGGGCAGGUGAGGCUACGGACCUGCCAGGCAGCGCUUUGCCCAAGAGAGGGGAUGUGCGGCAAUAAACGAGGCAGGCCUUUGAUCAGCCACUAGCCCUGCUCAGGGAAUUUUUUCUCCUGCCUUGCAGGUGG
Messenger RNA from Egretta garzetta (little egret), 6663 nucleotides. Its product is annotated as RING finger protein 151. NCBI's taxonomy places the organism in Eukaryota, Metazoa, Chordata, Aves, Pelecaniformes, Ardeidae. Gene Ontology annotation, molecular function: zinc ion binding. The record is from RefSeq and is a predicted model, not a curated record. The transcript has 8 exons. The coding region runs from base 1003 to 1971 and encodes 322 amino acids.